AUGAGCGUGCGUAAGGCUCACAAUGCGGGUCGGAAUCAUUUGAGGAACGUGGUGGAAUACUAUCAACAGAUUGGACAGGAAAAGGCACAAUCCGUCAUUGACUCGAUCACGUCUUCAUAUGCUGCCGAGGGCCAAGCUGUUCCCAACCCUGCCAUGGCUCCCCCAGGCGCGUUUCCUCCACCAUUCGGAUUUCCUGGUCGCCCCGGUCAACUCCCACCUCCUCCAUUCGGUAUCCCUCCCCCCGGAGGGCCCAAUGGAGUUCCCCCAGGCAUGCCCAUUCCACCACCCGGCGGUAGAGGCCUCCCCUUCCCACCUCCCUUCCCCCCAGCACCAGGCGGCGCCCCAGGAGGUCUUCCCCCGCCGCCUCUCGGCCACAUGCCCCCCGGUCAAGGCUUCCCCCCCGUCCCACCACCAGGCGGGUUCCCGCCUAACUUCCAGAUUCCUCCUCCCGGCGCUGGGGGAUUCCCUCCCGUACCUCCUCCCGGCCAGCCUGGUUUCAGCCCGAGCCCUGGGCCCGGUAUGUCGGGUCCCCCGGCGCCGCCGGGGAUGGGCUCCUCGACUCUGCCGGGGCCUCCUCCGGGACUAGGUGAAAAGCGAUGA
This is a messenger RNA of Aspergillus lentulus, 600 nucleotides long. Its product is annotated as putative U1 snRNP complex component Yhc1. Lineage: Eukaryota; Fungi; Ascomycota; Eurotiomycetes; Eurotiales; Aspergillaceae. Gene Ontology annotation, cellular component: U1 snRNP. The record is from RefSeq and is a predicted model, not a curated record. Gene Ontology annotation, molecular function: pre-mRNA 5'-splice site binding; zinc ion binding. Gene Ontology annotation, biological process: mRNA 5'-splice site recognition; mRNA splicing, via spliceosome; spliceosomal snRNP assembly.